Messenger RNA from Purpureocillium takamizusanense, 2697 nucleotides. RefSeq lists its product as uncharacterized. The coding region runs from base 868 to 2514 and encodes 548 amino acids. Gene Ontology annotation, biological process: transmembrane transport. The record is from RefSeq and is a predicted model, not a curated record. Gene Ontology annotation, molecular function: transmembrane transporter activity. NCBI's taxonomy places the organism in Eukaryota, Fungi, Ascomycota, Sordariomycetes, Hypocreales, Ophiocordycipitaceae. The transcript has a single exon.
CUCGUUUCGUUUCCGAGACUCAAUCCUCUCCUUGGCCCCCCCCCAAAGUCGCAUCGCCCCAGUUCCUCUGCAUCACCCGCCCGUGCGCCCUGGAUCCUGAUUCAUCGUACUCAGCGCCGUCCUCCCAAAAGGCGCCCCGGCCUGAGCUCCCCCAGCUGCAAGGUUAGACACAAGGCGCCCGCCAUCACUCGGAACCUGGCCGCGCACACUGGCCGCACCCUGGCCGCACCCAUCCCAUCGGCAUGUUGGCGACGGACCUCCACCCGGACCUCGUUCAACGCCGGGCCACGGAAGCUGACCGAGUGAGAGCUUGAACGAGGGCGCCGACCGACUGGCCGCCUAUCCUCCGCCAUCCACGUCGUCCACGCCCGCCACGGACAAUUCCCGUUUUUCCUAUUUACCCAGCCAGCACCCGACCGGCAACUCUCUCCCUCGACUUUGUUCAACCUCGACGCAUCCAUCCGUCUCCGCCCUUUAUCAGCCUACUUGCGGCUUUGCUGUCGCGGCCCGCACUUCGACGUCUUGGCGGGAAACGCCAUAUCGGACCCGCGUGGCCGAGCCGCCACUGUAGCACCUACGAACAAAGAGCAGAGAGGGAAUGGGCAGCACGCAUCACUCACUUCGUACCUACCUACUCACACCACAGUCCGCCUGUCCUGUCCUGUCUUGAUUGUCCCACGGAAACACGGCCUUAAAGACGAUCCCGCCCACACACUCCGCCCAUCCCAAUGUCGCGGACAGUUCUCCGGCAGGCCCUUUGUCCGUCAAGUCUUUUUCGAUUCCUGCUCUUUCCCCCUUUUACCUGAGCCGCAAGCCCGGUAGAGCAAAUGCUUUAGAGCUCGCUGCUCUUCUCCCGCAACGUGCAGGAUGAAAGAUGAUGCCGCUGGCCCGGAGGCCUCGGCCGGCGAUGGACAGCCUGCCUUCGAAGCUCUCGCCCAUGCGUCGACGCAUCCGACCAUGUCCGAGAUGGACACUCUUGGUCGCAAGUCAACCGAUCUCAACCCGGCCGACACCGUGACGGCGUCCGGGCCCGUUGAUGGUGCCGGUGUCUUGGAAGACGUCGAACCGGCCACCCGUGUAUGCAGCGGCACGCCAUACAGCGCCUUUACACGGAGAACCAAGGUCUGGAUCACCAUCAUGGUCACCAUUUCCAGCGUCAUAUCGCCCAUGACGGCAAAUGUCUACUAUCCUGCCCUCAACGCCGUCGCAAGCGAUCUGGGCGUCUCCAUCUCUCUCAUCAACUUGACCUUGACGACCUACAUGAUUUUCCAAGGCCUUUCGCCCACCAUCUUCGGUGAUUUUGGCGACAUGGCUGGCCGUCGCCCGGCCUUCAUCGUGGCCUUCUCCAUCUACCUAUGCGCAAAUAUUGGCCUUGCGCUACAGCGUAAUUACGCCGCACUCAUGGUGCUCCGGUGUCUGCAGUCCGCCGGCAGCAGCGGCACCCUUGCCCUAGGCUUCGCCGUCAUGGCCGACAUAUCGCCAACCGAGGAGCGGGGCAGAUACAUGGGCUUCGUCAAUGCCGGCAUCAACUUUGGACCUACCAUUGGGCCUGUUCUUGGCGGCAUCUUGAUUCAGUUCCUGGGGUGGCGCUCAGUCUUCUGGUUCUGCGCCAUCUUUGUGGUCGUCUGGUUGAUACCCUGGAUCCUCGCCGUGCCGGAGACCUGCCGCGCCGUGGUCGGUAAUGGCUCCAUCCCCCCGCCGAAAUGGAACAUGACCUUGGUCGACUUCAUUCGAUGGCGCGGAGUCCACCAACGGCCGGCAUCGGCACACAAGGUCAAAAUUCGAACGCCCAACCCCCUGCGCACACUGUAUAUCGUCCUCAGGAAAGAGGAGGGCCUUAUACUUUUCGUGUCGGCUAUCAUAUACGUCAACUUUAUCCUCGUGUCGGCCACGUUGUCGACGCUGUUCAAGGAGAUUUAUGAAUUUGACGAAUUGGAGGUCGGCCUAUGCUACCUGCCGUACGGUAUCGGCUGCUGCCUGUCCAGCCUCGUCACGGGCUACAUCGUCGACUGGAACUAUCGGCGUGUCGCGAAGAAGCUCGGGUUGCCCGUGCGCCGCAGGAAGGGGGAUGACCUGAGCAAGUUCCCAAUCGAGCACGCUCGCAUUCAGAUCGUGUAUCCGGCAUUGACGGUCGGCGCUGCAUGUCUCAUUGGCUGGGGCUGGGCACUGGAGGCCGAAAUAAGCGUUGCGGCCCCACUAGUCCUGUCCUUCUUCAUCGGUUGCCUGGUGCCGCCUUCGUUCAGCGUCCUCAACACAUUGAUUGUUGACCUGAACCCAGAAGCCCCGGCGACCGCGGCGGCAGCAAACAAUCUCGUGCGCUGUUCUUUCGGCGCGGUGGCCACGGCCGUGAUCGACUAUAUUCUCGGCGCUAUGGGCCGCGGGUGGUGCUUCACAUUCCUGGCCCUCGUUAUGGUUCUGUGCUUCGCCGGCCUGAGAGUGCUUGAGAAGUGCGGACCUCGCUGGAGGGUGCAGGGAGCGAAGAAGAAAGGCCAGGAGGAGACUCAGGAGAAGUAAGUCAACUAGACAUUACAUACGACUGCAUCUUAAAGUAUGGCAGCGGCAUUAGCGAAUAUGAAUCCAGCCUUUUUUUGGUCUGAUUUUGCUCUAUUGGCAGUUUCUUGUACAUUAGUCAAACGAGGUCCUAUAGAGCCGUAACAGCAGACUCUAGAGAGUUUCUUUGUGCCUCCCACAUCAACC